Molecule: messenger RNA, 468 nt
Organism: Protopolystoma xenopodis
Lineage: Eukaryota; Metazoa; Platyhelminthes; Monogenea; Polystomatidea; Polystomatidae
Source: the annotation of a GenBank genome assembly
AUGCCUCGACUGAAGAUAAACAAACAGACUCCAUCUUUAGUUACUCCUGGGCCUGGACUUGAAAAUGAAUCACAUGCUCGUAAUAGUUUUCUUCGGUGGCCUGUACAUGAGCCCCGCCACCAUGCGAAUCGGCGCAUCCACAGAGCUGGUGGCAGCAGUAGCUCGAGCGCUGGGAGUGCCACUGGGGCUUCUGAUGAUCCUGGUCAAUUAAAAUCUGAUCUUACUAAAAUUGCCAGUACUGCAACUCCAUUUGCUACUGAUGGCGAUAUGGGUUUCAUUUCUGUCGACCGUGUAGGUAGUUUGAUUCAAAAAGAUAGUAGCCAAGACGGCCGUUCAGGCAUAUCUGUGGUGACUCCUAUUGCUACUGCUGUGCCGAUUGGAGAACGCAGUGGGACUCGAUUUUUACGUACUAUCACUUCUAAAUUGUCCCGGAGGUCAGUGGUCAUAUUCGCCUCAGUGAUAUAUUAA